Molecule: messenger RNA, 3053 nt
Organism: Megalopta genalis
Lineage: Eukaryota; Metazoa; Arthropoda; Insecta; Hymenoptera; Halictidae
Source: RefSeq, a predicted model, not a curated record
CAGCAAACGCAACACGUGAUCAACGCUCAACAACCGCAGCAGCAGCAGCAGCAGCAGCAGCAGCAACAACAACAGCAACAGCAGCAGCAGCAACAACAGCAGCAGCAGCAACAGCAGCAACAGCAGCAACCGCAGCAACCGCAACAGAGCUCGCCGGCCAAGGGGUCGCCGCGAUCGAAUCAGCAGCAAAACGCGGGGAACAACGCGACGAAUAAAAUGCCGUCGACGUCGUCUGCGACGACCAGCAGGCGUUCGUCUCCCGUGACCCCACCGCGCGGCAAAGACACACCCGGACCGAACUCGCCUCUCCUUGCUACGACCUCCGGGUAUCCCCGACACGGAUUGAUGCUGAACGGCGGCAGCGGCGCGAACAGCGCCCUGACGACUCCCUCGCCGCCGUUGACCCCCGGUUCCAGCCAGCUGGCACCGCCGUCUUACCCGGCCCCGAUGAACCAGAUCCAUCACGGCGAGUACGGUUUCGCAUGGAGUACGGCGUCGCCCAGCACGAUGAACCCGAACCAUUGUUACGCGGGGCAAUCUUACAACGCCUACCAGAACCCGUACACCAACGGAGAUUAUUACCAUCAAAGUCAGAUCUCCCACUUGCACCACACCACCCAGCCGAACUAUCAUCAUCCGCAGUACCACCAUAUGAACAACGGGGCACUAACAUCCUCGAUGUCGCAUCUGUCGAUCCAACAGCAACAGAACCAUACCGUUACCAACGACAUGCCAGCCACGAGCACGUCCGCGAGCACCAACGCCGACGGCAGCUACGUUCUGCAGGACCAGAAGUAUCAGUCAAUGGUAUAGCGGUCCACCAGAUUCACAGGGAUUUUUCAUCGCGGCCAAGAGGCCCCCCCGGCCACGGCCGGUUCUUAUCAUUGGCGAACACCUACCAACUCGAGCUUCGCGGCCGGUUGCUUCGAGAUCAACGACAGCAUAGACUCGGACGACAAUUGAUGGCCGAUCGAACGAUCCGCGAUCCUCGUCGCACGAACACCGAUUUCGUAACCUAACCGAUGACCACCUGCCGACGAACAGAAGACGGGCGCCGCACCCGGGAGAGUUUUAAAUAAAUAAACAACAACAACAAACAUUGCGGCACUGUGUAUAUUUUACGGCACUGUGUAUAUUUUAUGGAACUGUUUAUUUUUUACGGGAUUCGAGCGCAACAGUUCCAUCGCCUAUCGGAGCUAUCCAUCGUACACUCCCGAAAUGAGAAACGAACACGAACGUGGACCACGACAGGUUAGCCUGCGAACGUUGAUGAUGAUCCCUUAAUGCCAUCGCCGUUCGUAGGUUUGUCUUUCGUAGCAUCGAAUUCGGUGAUCGCUUUUACAUUUUCCUGCGAACCGGCAACGAUUGAUCUAAAUACCGCACGCAUAACGGGAUUCUCAUCCACCAUUGCCAUCUUUUUUUUCCUUACGCAAGAAUCGUCAUCUUUUUAAUCACAAUCGAACGUAACGUUAUCAACGUUUCUCACCAACGAAGAGCACGAGGAUUGAAUUUCGACGAUUUUUGUGGAACACGCAUACGCUCACACAUAGACGAACAAUUUCGGUGAAGCAACGGUAAAGAAAAUGUGUACAAAAAUCGUUAAUAAAAAAAACAUGACAAAAUUCACGACAGGGACGUUAUUCUUCGCAGAUCAGUUUCUUCCGCAAAAAGUAAAAGCUCAGAUACGAUGGGAAGAAUAUGCUCCUAUCGGAGGAACGACGUUAACGACAAAAAUUUCACUGUAUAUUGAAACGAAUUCCACAUUCGACGAGCGCGCCAACGUUUAACGACUGCGACGUCAUUUCCCCGCGUGCACCGCCUAUGGCUACGACCUUGUAUUACAUUUUUGUUCAAGACUCUCGACUUUUUUUAACUUUUCAUAUUGGGCAGUACGGACAAACGAAGCUGUCGUAUAGACAAGUAUUUCUCCAUGACGUUUCAGAGACUGCAAACGAUUCGUUAGCUUUUUUUUUAACAAAAACCCGACCAGUAAUCGUUGCGAUGCCGGCACAAUUUUGCAUGAAGAGGCGAAGGACAUUUCACUUGUUAAAAUAGCCAGUAAGCGACGUAUUACAGAGAAUUUCACGCAAAGGUGGACUUUAGACAAUUUCUGUGGUGUACGUGUACAGAACAACAAUCGACGAAAUAUUUUCACGCACCGAAGACAGAUUUCAUUGUUUGACAAUGAUUAACAAAUAACAUGACGAUAAUACUCUGUGCAACAGUCGGAAAUAAAAAUAAAUAGUAAUAGAGAUAGAUGAAAAUAACAAUUAUUAAUUUCCACGAUCACCACAGAACGAUGUACUCGAACACAGAUUUAUCUUGUUAACACGCGUAUGGUCGUCGGAAGACAGCGCGUUUCAUUUCUUAUUUUAUCCAGAGAAGCUGGGGUGGUGCACCGUUUAUGUAAAUUUGUCAAGAAAUGCCCGGUGCAGUAAUCUUAAUACCGGUACGAUCAUUAUUAUUACCAUUUAUAAUUAUAUUUAUACUCAUUUACAUCUUUCUGCGGCUAUUAGCCGGAAGUUCGUGUACAUAAUUAUAAUGAAGAAAGAAAAAAAUAAAAAUACGAUCGUACAGUAAAAAAAAAAUGCAGCAUUAAUGACACAUUACUUAAUCGUGAUUGUAUGUUCCGAAAAUACGGCCUCUAAUGUAUAUGAAUAUCUUGUGGUUCAGAUGUUUGUACGAACUAAAAAUAUCACUAACGUUAAUAAAUAGCAAGGUGACACUCGCGCGUAUACAAAUAUACGUACACACACCUAUAUAUAUAUACAUAUAUAUGUAUGUAUGUGCACGUAUCCGAGGAAGCUAAACUAUAAUAACUUACGUACACACACCUAUAUAUAUAUUUAUAUAGACAGGUGUGUGUAUAUGUAUCCGAGGAAGCUAAACUAUAAUAACUUUUCGUUCGCUACAAACACAGUAAGUCAGUUUGUAAUAAUAGGAGACGAGUGUACAUAAAGCUCAGUGUCACCUGUAAGGCUGGCAUGAUUGUUUCAUCAUGUGUGAAAGGAAGAACUUCUCCUAUGUGAAAAUAAAAUUGAUUAAAUACGUCA